UGUGCGCCCCUCACGAACGCAUUAUUGUUUCCGCCUUGGAGCGGUGCCGUCCACAACAUCCCCGCGAGGCGCGUUAAAUGGGCUGCGAAGCGACGCCGAGCCGCUCGUCGCCGUGACUGACAGCUGCCGCGUCCGAUCUCCGCCCGUCGGCCCUCGCCGUCCCGGCACCGAAGCAGAGGAUGGACGGACGCCGCGCGGCGGCCGCCGCCGCCGCCUGGUCCGCGCUCCUGCUGUGCGUCGCGCUGCCCGCGGCGGCGCGCCUGCAGCCCUACGACGUGCUGUACGGCGACGCGGUGCAGGCGUUCUACGGCGGCGACCACCGCAGCGUGGUGCGCCUCAUGGAGGGCGCGCUCGGCAGCCGCCGGGAGCUGCGGCGCACCAAGGCGCGCUGCCGGCUCAGGUGCCAGGACCGGCAUCCGUUCGACGACGCCUUCUCCGACCUGCGCUUCUUCGACGUGGUCCUGCGGCGAGCGGCGUGCGUGAACGCGUGCGUGGAGGGGAAGCUCGGCGCGCAGUCCGCGCACAGAGUGAGCGAGGACGUGGUGCAGGACUUCAACAGGAGGAUCCCCUACAACUUCCUGCAGCUGGCGUAUCAGAAGUUGAAGCAGCCUGACAAAGCAGCGUCAGCAGCUCACACCUAUUUCCAGGCCAAUCCAGAGCACGUGGAAAUGGGCCAGAACCUGGAGCAGUACAAACACAUGGAGGGCGUCACCGAGGACCACUUCGUGGACCGAGAGGCCCGGCCUCACCAGCGCUCGUUCACAGCGGCCGUGCGCUCGUACGACCGCGGCGACUACGACGGCGCCAUCGCGCUGUUCGAGGACGCGCUGCAGGAGUACUACAAAGCAGACGUGGAGUGUCGGGCCCUGUGCCAGGGGCCGCAGAGGUUCGAGGGCCACGACCACGUCCGCUACCGCUACAGUCUCCACGAAGUCGUGUCAGACCACUUCACCCAGGUGCUGCACUGCGAGCACGAGUGCGUCAGAGACCUCGCCACGCGCCCGGGCCGCCUGUCGCCCAUGGAGAACUACCUGCCUCUGCACUACGACUACCUGCAGUUUGCAUACUUCCAGGUGGACAGGCUGGAGGAGGCGCUGCAGUGUGGGCUGGCCUACCUGUUAUUCCACGAGGGAGAGGAGUUCAUGACGGACAACGUGGACUACUACCGAGAGGCGCUGGGACACGACGGCGAACCCCGAGAGAAAGCUGCGUGGUACCUAAGGCGACAUAAACAGGAACUGGAUCUCCUUCUGAUGGGCAGCAAAAUCAUGGGCGUGGAAUUUACGGAAGGGAAUUACUGGAGCAGCACAGGCGGAAGAGAAGACUCAAACAGAAUUCCAUCGGGCACCGACGGCUGGAUGGAGUACGUUCCCAUCUCGGAGAAGAAAACCGCCGCCGUCGCUCCUCCGCAGGCGUUCAAAGAAGGUGGUUCGCUGGUGUACGACAGCGUGCGGCUGGCGCACGACUCGGCGGCCUUGAACGGGUCCCGGCGCGUGGUGCUGGACCACGUGCUGUCUGAGGAGCAGUGUGCGGAGCUCAGGAGCCUGGCGCACGCCGUCACGCUGGCAGGAGACGGUUACAGAGGGAGGACGUCGCCGCACACGCCCAACGAAAAGUUCGAAGGCGCUACAGUGCUGAAAACCCUGCAGUACGGCUACGAGGGCAGGGUGCCCAUGCAGAGCGCCCGCCUCUUCUACGACUCCAGCGAGCGGGCGCGGCGCAUCAUCGAGUCCUACUUCCAGCUCAACGCCACGCUGCACUUCUCCUACACGCACCUGGUGUGUCGCACGGCCAUAGCGGGCCAGCAGGAGCACAGGAACGACCUGAGCCACCCCAUCCACGCCGACAACUGCCUGCUGGACCCGGAGGCCAACGAGUGCUGGAAGGAGCCGCCGGCGUACACGUACAGAGACUACAGUGCGCUGCUGUAUCUGAACGGAGACUUUGAAGGAGGAGAGUUCAUCUUCACAGAAAUGGACGCCAAGACCAUCACGGCGUCGGUGAAGCCCAGGUGCGGCAGGAUGGUGGGUUUCUCGUCGGGCGGGGAGAAUCCGCACGGCGUGAAGGCCGUCACCAGCGGGCAGAGGUGCGCCGUGGCUCUGUGGUUCACGCUGGACCCGCUCUUCAGAGAAAUGGAAAGGCUACAGGCUGAUGAGGUGAUCCAUACACUGGACACGCAGUCAGUGUGGAGCCAGGGCCUCAACAUCAACCCUAGAGACGAACUGUAGAAGCAGAAACACAGCCCUCAAUGAAAUCCCUCCAUCCUCACAACCCUAUUUAUUGAAUUACAUUUGGAUAAGAAUAUUUCUAUUUUUGUACAGUUUUAAAGUGCAAGAUUAAUAAUAUUGUUAUUUUUGUGUCUUUCAUGUGUUUUUCUGUUUCAUUACACACCAGUACUUGAGUUUAUUUAUGUUGUUUAGUAAUUGAAACAUGUUCAGCCUGACUAUCACUGAACUGUGAAGAAGUUAAUGAUAGUUAACAUUUCACACCUUGGGCAACAUACUCAGUCGGUUACUUGCGGUACCGCUAUUAACACUAUUACAAAUACCACGUUAUCUUAUACUGAUAUAUUUAAUGUUAUUUCUAUUUCCGUGCCAGUAAUAAUAAUAUCCACAUUAGACGGACUACCUUGCUCUCAACUAGUAAGUGUGAGAGGAGUUCAGAUAUGCUGAAUGUUGAAAAAUGAUCUGAAUCUGAUCUUUGUCCAUGUUUCCUUGUGUUAAGUCACCUUUCCUUUCUGGGCACACCGCAGAAUACUGGUUUACAUGUGAGUUACUGUUUGUUUUAUUUAUGUGUUUUUUAAUAAUAGACAGCUGCUGUUGUAUCUGUCUGCAAUGUAAAAGGAAGAACCUUUUCUCUUAAAAGAUGUCAAUCGUUCCUGUUUCAGGGAAUACAUAUUUGUAAGACCUUUUAUUUCUUUAUCUGGGAUGAGAGGUCGAGUCGUGCACUGUAAAACCAAUGUAAACACAACAUAUGGGAGAUCUUGUUUUUCUACAAGGAGUCAAGCUGCUAACCAGAAACAUAAUGCUGUUGUUUCAUGAGGUUGGCCUCUUCAGUUUCCCUUUAUUAUGAAAUACUGUAGCACACAAAUGUAUCUGUACAUAACUAUAAAUUAAAACUAUUGUAUUUAA
Betta splendens (Siamese fighting fish) is the source of this 3131-nucleotide messenger RNA. RefSeq names its product prolyl 3-hydroxylase 2 (gene p3h2). The record is from RefSeq and is a predicted model, not a curated record. Bases 180 to 2228 code for a protein of 682 amino acids. Gene Ontology annotation, molecular function: protein binding; L-ascorbic acid binding; iron ion binding. NCBI's taxonomy places the organism in Eukaryota, Metazoa, Chordata, Actinopteri, Anabantiformes, Osphronemidae. The transcript has 14 exons. Gene Ontology annotation, cellular component: endoplasmic reticulum. Gene Ontology annotation, biological process: collagen metabolic process.